Phalacrocorax carbo (great cormorant) is the source of this 1867-nucleotide messenger RNA. The record is from RefSeq and is a predicted model, not a curated record. Lineage: Eukaryota; Metazoa; Chordata; Aves; Suliformes; Phalacrocoracidae.
GUUUCUCCCAGUUCGGAGGCUGAUUUAGCCCAGCUUAGUCCCCGUUUCUCCCAGUUUGGCCCAGUUCGGGGCCCGUUUGCCCCAGUUUGCCCUAGUUUGGCCCCAGUUUGCCCCAGUUUGGCCCCAGUUGGCCCCAGUUUGCCCCCCUCGCGCAGGUCCCUGGUGCGGUGGCACAUCGACGUCCUGGGCGAGGGCAGCUUCCGAGACACCCCGGCCCUGCAGCUGCUGUUGGUCACUGCCGGGCGCUUGGGGACCAUCGGGGACGGGGCCUUUGCCGGGCUGGUGCUGCUGGAGUACUUGUUCAUCGAGGACAAUGACGUGGGGACGAUCGCCCCCACGGCGCUGCGGGGUCUCCGGGGGCUGCUGUACCUGAGCCUGGCCAACAACCGCCUGGAGACGCUGCCCCGGGGCCUCUUCCAGGGCCUGGAGACACUGACCCAGCUGGACCUGCGGGGGAACCCCUUCCAGUGCGACUGCCGCCUGCGCUGGCUGGUGACCUGGUUGGGCAGCGCCACCCCCCCCGCCGAAUCGGGGCGCUGCCGGGGACCCCCCCACCGUCAGGGCACCCCAUUGGCCCAGCUCCAACCCCGGGACUUCCACUGCCUUGUCUCCGAGCUGCGACCCUUCCAGUCACUGCCCUUCUCCUCGCUGGCGGCCGAGCCCUUCGCCCUGGGGGGGCACCCAGGGGUGGCCCUGGCCCAGCCCUUCGCCGGCGCCUGCGCCCUCCUGGAGUGGGACCAGUUGGCCGGGCGUUUCCGAGCCCCCACCAUCAUCAACGGCUCGUCACCGGUGGCCUGCCACCCCCUGCAGCUGGGGGGGGCCCUGGUGGUCGUGGUGGCCCAACUCGGGGGGGGCUCGGCCGUCUGGCGCCGGGCGGGUGGCCCCGGCAGCCGUUUUGUCCGGCUACAGGCGCUGGGGAGCGGCCGGUUACGGCGUCCCCACGCGGUGGCCAGCGCCCGCCUCGGGGGUCACUGGUACCUUGGGGUGGCCGAUAGCUCCAAGGGGGGCACCAGCACCCUCUUCCGUUGGGGGGGACGGGGCUUCUACCCCCACCAGGCCCUACGGCCGUGGCACCGGGACACCCACCUGGAGUUCCUGGAGCUGGGGGGGCGGCCGGCCUUGGUGGUCUGCAGCGGCACGCGGAGGCCCCUGGUCUACCGGUGGAGCGGGGCGGCCUUCGCCCCCCACACCGACAUCCCCCACGUGCCCGACGUCUACGCCGCGAAGCACUUCCGCCUGCGGGGCCACGUCUUCCUCUGCCUGACCCGCUUCCUGGGGGACGCCAAGGUGAUGCGUUGGGAGGGCUCCAUGUUCCGGGAGGUGCAGCAGGUGCCAGCCCGGGGCUCGUUGGUCUUCCAACCGUUGGCGUUGGCCGGACAACGCUACGUCAUCCUGGGCAAUGACUACGCCCCCAGCCGUGUCUACCGCCUUGGGCCCGGUGGGCACCUGGAGCCCACCCAGGAGCUGAUGGCCCCCACGCCCCGUGCCUUCGCCCCCCUCUCCCUGGGUCACCGUCACUUCCUGGUGGCCUCAAGCUUCAAAGGGGCCACCCAGAUCUACCGGCAUGUGACCGUGGACUUGGGGGCUUGAGGGGCGGCACCAUUGUGGUGGCUGAGGGACAUGGGGGACAUCAAGCGUCACGUCAUCAUGGAGCUGGGGACAUCGGACGUGGCAGGGUGGAGGUGAGUGCCUGAAGGACGUGGGGACGUUGGUCAUCACGUCGUCGUGGACCUGGGCACCUGGAGGACACGGGGACAUCGAUUGCUACGUCACCCUGGACCUGGACACCUGCGGGACAGAGAUGUCGUGUCAUCGUGAAGCCGUGUCCCUGAAGGGCAUGGGGACAUCGACCGCUGCCACCAUGGAC